AUCCUUUGACGAACCAGGCAUCGGCUUGAAUCAACGAGCUCCCAGCAGCUGGCUCAGACACGCUAGCUCACUCACUGCGGUACGGUUGUUCACCUACAUUGCCGUGGUGACUGAGCAUCCUCCGCCGCGUUUGAAAGCCGUCGUUUUGACACAACUUCAGCCCGCGACUUGUGUCACCUUCUCGCUCUUCACGCCCUUCGCUUCCGCACAAACUUUUGCCACAAUACCGCCUUCCAUCGAAACGCUCUCACGUUCCUCCUCGACCUCCAACAUCACUGAGCCUCAAUACGUCCAGCACGCAUCACAGCGUGCCACCUCAAGAUGUCAGCGGCAUCAGGCGGAGGCGGUCGCUCUGUGCUUACAGAGACGGCUGCAUCUUACCUGGCCAAUCAUAUCUUCUUACCACCACGACUGCCUCAAAAGAGCGACUACGAUCCAGACCUCGAUACAGUCUUGAUCCAGGCAACCCUGACAGGCCUCCGAGCUUUUCGGGAGUGGAUGGAGGAUGGCGAGAGUAAACUCAUCGACCAAGCUCUCCGCAUGGUGGUGGGAAUGCAAAGAGUUCAUUGCAAUGGACAUAUCAUGGAGAGCGAGCUUCGAAAUGCAAGGGACGAUCUGAUCGAGAAUGGCAUCCCGAUCCCGCUACACAUCCGUGCACAGAAUGCCGGAGUUCUCAUCAGUAAAGAGCCAGACCAUAUCAGAAUCGAUACCUUCGAGCUCUCGCCUCUUAACAAUGCGGUCAUGACGACAAAAGGCCGCCUGCUUCGCUCUUUUCCGGGAGCUGCUGUGGCCAUGGACCUGAACGACUUCCGCCAGCCAGAAUUCCAAGCCACCAUCGUCCAAAUGCUCUCCAACAUGAGCAGUGAGGCAGUUGGGGGAAUGCAGGCUCAAGCGAAAAAGGCGGGUGCCCUCCAUGACGAAGACAGAGACACCACACAUCCGGGUAUAGUCUCUGAGCUUCUCAUCGGCUUCUUGCUCUCGAUUGGCAGACCCGCCUCGGUGCCCACCAUCACCAAAUGCACGCGUGACGACAUUCUCUGGAAGGACGCAUUAGCGCCAUGGCGCCGUUCUCCUAUCUGGAUGCUCGUUCGUGUCGCUUUGCAUCUCACCUGUGUACGGCGCUUGAACUCCACGACGCUGUACAAGGAAGCCAUGCUCACGAUCAUGGCGAAAAUCCUGGACGACGCCGCCGUAUUCAGCAUCCCCUCCGAUGUUCUUCAUUGCAUGAAAGCCAAACUUGCACGACGCCUUUUGAAGAUGGGCCCGCACAUUGGCGCGACGGUGUUCGCUCAGGUUCGAGUUAUCAUGGAACGAACGCAUGCGGUACUGGAGAGCCGCUGGAGGGAUAUCCAGGCAAACAACGCUCGCGACCUGGACAUCGGCCGACUGGCGGUGCUCGAUCUCAACAACGACGCCUGUCUCCAUCUUCCAGCACUUGAUGCCUACAUUGCAUCAUUCAACAACCGCAACACCAAUGCCGUCGAGUCUAACUUCACGCCCACCUCCGCAUUCGUAAAGUUUCCGGCCCAAACCCUUCCACGACUGACUUCACAAAUGUUCGCAAUCGCCUCCUAUGCUGUGCCCAACCUUGCAAGCUUCGAGCAGUGGGUGGCCUUGCACAGUCGCAACUGGGCCGUAGCGCACAUCGAUGAUUCCUCCAUGUGUCAGAGCCUUUCCGCUUUGAUAAAGGAUUAUCACAUCCAUGCACAGUCACACUAUGCCGGCAAUCCAGAGGCAAUUUCGACAAUGAUCCUGACCAUCUUCGAGCUAUGGAUAGCUUGCGAUGUGAUUGCCAUCGCCGGAUGCAACCUUUUGCAUCAGUACGAGUCGGGAGUUCCUAGCUCGCAGCUCCAGAAUCUACUGCUGCCGUUCAAGGAUCAGAUGGAUAAGCUGCGCGACGUGGAGCGCUACAUGUCAAAGCGCCAUGCUGAUGCCCGCUUUCCAUCCCGCAAGAUCUUUAUCGACAACAGCAGUUCGGACUCCUUCGCGGCGACUUUCUUCAACCAAUCCAAACCAAUGCAAGACGAGCUCAAGCGCAUUGAGGAGUGGGCCACCAAGGCGCGUCAAGAAAAGCUCUUGGAACUGAGGAAGUUGAAAGAAGAAUACGCACAUCUGCGAAAGCUGCAUGCCGAACUUUCGUGUGAUCAGAUCGUCGUCGUCACCGACAACAAUUACACGGAGAAGAAACAUUCGAGUACCUGCCGGAGAUGUGGCUUCCUGACUCAGGCCGAGAAGCUCACCAUCGAGAUUCAUGAAUGGCCACUGCCUGCAGCAAGAGAAAGAGCAAAGGUGGUGAUGUUUGAACUCAACGCGCCGGCUUGGUUUGAUUCGUGGCGAGACGCCACAUUCUUCUUGCUGCGAAUCGUGUUCCAGUCGCAGUACUUUGCUGUAUGCGGACCACGCGUGAGCUAUCCGCUGCCGGAUGAUCCUCAUCUGAAAGCCUUCGCUUCGUUGUCUUCUGGGCAUCGCAUUGGACUCCUCUCCCAGGACAAGCCACACAUCGUUACUCACCGGAGAAACAUACUCGUCUCAACGGCUACCGAACUCACCGUCUGCACGAAGAAUGGCCUGGAUUAUCGGUACUUCGACUUCGUUCAAAACUGCUUUGUGCAGGAGCUCACUCACAAUGACAACGCUCCUCAGCUGUGCACGUAUCAGCUCCCGACACGCUCUGCAGCUCUUCAGAAAUAUCUCUUUCGGCCUGCAUCAGCGCCCAGCGGCCCAACUCCAAACACGGUCAUCGCGGCGCAGUCAGAUCUCCCUCGGCACAUCACCCUGGAAGAAGGCAAGGACCUGUGCAUGCUUCUUCUGGGAUAUCGGAUCCAGUGGAUCAAUCUUCUCGCUCAACUCGAAGCACCUUCGGUCGAUUUUAAGAAGGAAGAGACGGCGCUUUUCGUCUUCCAAUGCCUCUAUCAGGCUGGACCUCCGGACAGUUCGAACUCCUUGCUUCGUGCGAGCCACAAGGCGAUCGAAAAUAUCCCAUACAUCUCUGGGAUGAUCGACAGCCUUCGACAGGCUCUGAAUCGAGUAAAAGAGAAUUGGGAGUCUGCUCAAGCUUUGGGUGUCUUUUCGGCAAUCGCCUGCCGUCUGCUGACCCUCACUCCGUCUCCGGAUAUCGCAAACCGAUGCAUCGAGUUUCUGGUCAUCGCUCGCGAUACAGCAUUGAGUUGGUUCAGAACUCUGCACAAUAAGUCCAACCGCAUGAAUGCGACCAAAGAAAACACGGAGCUUCAGUCCAAGAGGGUUGAGGUCGCGCUUGUCUGUGCUCUGUGCUUUGAUGUCGACGACGCACACCUCGUGAGACUGCUCAACGUUUCCAAUGGUGCCUCCAUUCUGAUUGAAUGUUCAAUUGCCAUACAUGGAGGAAGGAGCGCUCGCGCGGCAACAAACCAGUCAGCGUUCGACCUUCAGUCCAUGCGCUUGUCCAGGUUACUCCAUCGGGCAUACCCUCUGUUGAAGAGCAGGCACACAUCCGUUCAGCACGCCAUAGCACCUGUGCAUCGUCACGGGCGUCCUUGGAGCUCACUGGACGGCAGUGCAGACCAUUGGCUCUUCACCCAACCUGCGCCUGCCAGUCAUGGUAUACCUCAAGUCCACUACAACGUCCUGAGUGGAGAGCUUUUGGUGAAUGGACUUCCUCUGCACCGUCCGCCGGCCGAGUACGAGAAGCAUUUAAUGUGGCCUCAAAUAUUCGAGAGUGCCGUGGUGGAGGUGGGCCCAUCGAGCGUUCCUGGCAUGAAGUUUGCUGCCACAGUGCAGCACCACGGGUACGAUGUACACUUCGCACUCAGCCAUGUUGCUCAGUUCUCCGUGCUCUCCGUUCCCGAUCUGAUCGUUCGCGCCUCAAGGCGUUCGACAGACUACGAGUCAAUUCCAAGCCGACUCUUCCACGAAAAGCUACCAGCGACUUUUGCACACGACAUGAUUCAUUGGUACAACCACUCCAACCAGACCGUCGAAUUCCGUUCGCGCGAUCAUCCUUGGGACGAAGUCUCCGCCGAUUCAUGGGUUCUGACAAGAUGCACUUCCACCUCCACGUGGCGUCUCGUGAAGCAUGGGAAUUGCGUGGUCGGAAGUCAGAGCAAAACGGCCGUCGUGAUCAAUCACAUCCUCGACCCACUGACGAAGCCGGAGAAUAUCAUUGCUGUAGCGAUGGCUUCUGGAACCUGCAUUCAAGUGAAUGUUCCCAAGCUUCAGCUUGAGUUCUCGUUGAGCGCUGGAAAGGCACACCUUGAGUCUCGCCAGUUCCGCGGAAUGUACGUGGAUGAGGACCAAUCGCUUGGGACGUUGGUCGGUGUCCCGAAGCUGAUAUUAAGAGAUUCCGAUGGCCACCGGAUGGUCCUCGUACCGGAAGGUUCCGCGGGAGUUUUUCAGAUGGGAGAUCACGCUUUCGUGACAAUUGACAAGGACUCGAUUGUCAAAGUGCAUCCUUUGAGGGAAGACACGCUCUUGGGCAGACUGAUUGACAACGGUGGUCUUCAGGGCAAGCUAUACCUAACAUACUUGCAUGCCUUGUCAUCAUUCUGCCUCCCGGACCCUCUUCUGCGCAAGACUGGAACGGAACACUCUCUGGCUAUGCUCAGAUCUGCGGCAGUGCGAUCGUUCAGUCAGCUUUCGCAGACCAAUAUUGCCACUCUGGAGCGCAUCGCUGCUCUUACUCCGGAAAGAGUGUUCUACCCUUUGAACGAACAAGUCAUGCAGACCAUCAGCUGGCAGUUCGGAUUGAGUUUCAUGUCUCAACACGGCCAUUUUCGCGAGCUCGUCGCUGAGCUCUUCGAUGCAGCAGAGCAAUACCAAGUGCUCUUUGAAGAUGCGACAUUCCAUCGGCCCGAACUGAGAAGGUGCGAGAAGUCGUUGCUAGAGCGCGACCUUCUCCGCACAGCCACAUUCCGCGUUUCUGAGUUCGGCGCAGAACAGCAUUGCCCUGACUGGGACAAACCGUAUGCAGCUCGGGAUCACUUCGAAGCACCAACGAGACUGGUCAGGGCGUAUUCGAUGGCAAGCACGAUCUACCAAGACCUCGACACCUACCAUUGGCGUUUGCCAAAUCCGGGUUGCCUCUGGUGUUUGUAUUUAGCGAAGAGCCGCGUCCAUGGCCCGAAUACUGAGCUUUCUGCCUCUUUUCUCCAGUACACUGGAAGUACUGCCACGGCUGGCUUUGAUCUCGCCUAUCUGCUGCCUGUCCACAAAUUGUUCAAGAAGAAUGACGGAGACGAAAAGUUCGCCGUCAUGGCCUGGCUGUCGGCAGUGGUCGCCAAUGAGAAUGCCGACAUGCGAGUAGCUCAACUGCUGGCGCUUCUGGCCUCCGUGGAUGCUCUUCGCGACGUCGAAGUGCCCGAGAUAGAGUUCUGUUCUCCUCGAGAGGGACAUGAGGUCGACAAACGCGAAUUGGUCACUCUUCUGCGAUCACAUACUAAGAAGCUGAAAGAUUCGCCCGAGGCCAGAUUAACUCGGAAUGGGAGCGAGAAUCCGGGCCAAUUCCAGAGUCGUCAGCAGAAACAGUUCAACUUGAAUCAGCAGAAGGCCUUUGAGGCCGUGGCAAAUCACUACUGUCAGCUAUGGCCCCAAAAGAAACCAGCGCCAUUUGGUGAUGGAGCGUCGCCCGUCCGUGUGGCCGACUAUGUCCGGCUGAAACCCGCCGAACAGGCCAUACGAUCCAAAUUCGAGACCUGCUUUGCCAAUCUGCAACUCUUUCAGUACCUAAAGCGCAUCGAGCAGGUAAUAUCCGCGGUGGGCCUGAAAGAACUCAGCUCGCCCCAAACUAUCAUUUCGAACCCAACCAAGACCCUCUCGGCCCUGGGUCAUGUUGCUGCAGACGGUCUCUUCGCUGGCGCUGGUCCCGUGAGCGUGUCUCCGCCGGCCUCGCAGCAGAGCCUGCUUUGCGAUCAAACUCCCACAGACGUUGCUCCUGGCCUCGCCGACUUGAUCGAAACCUUAGAGUCGACUUCAUUGGGAUCUCGGUACGAGAAGUCGUAUUCUGAUGCGCUGCGCGACAGCCUCGUUUCACUUCAAACAACCACUGUGUCAUCCUCGAAACCCGCAAGCGAGUUCUCACUGGCAGAUCUACUUGCGCAGGAGCAAAGGUAUGCUCAGCAUGCGCAAUCGUUGCUGGGCAACAUCGAGACCGCACUGAAUAAUACCGCCAAUCCGACGUCACAGCUUCGAGGUUUGGAGGUGGCGCAUAUGGUUCAGCAAUGGCCAAGGGUGUCGCCAAUCUUUGUCCUCCAACAGCUUACUCUACCCAAGUGGGAUAAGCUGAGUUCCGAUUGGAAAGCUGGUCUGGUGCAAUACGGUCUAGCAUUGACUGCGUUGCAGCGGUCUCAGCGCAUGCUGGCGGCCUUCAGAGCAUCUCGAGGAGAUGAUCUGGCCAAAGAACGAGACAACACUGGGCAUACGAAUUGGGACCCCAUGGACCAUCCUGAAACCCUUCUCCUCGAGAUUGAAAGCUGCAUCAUCAUACGGCCAGUUCAAGAGCAGAUUGCGUCUCAGAUGGGGAGCACCGAAACAGGCCAGAAUCAGGUCAUGCAGCUGAACAUGGGUGAGGGCAAGUCAUCUGUCAUUGUUCCCAUUGUCGCUGCAGCGCUUGCGGAUUCAUCUCGGCUUGUCAGAGUAGUGGUCGCCAAACCACAGUCGAAGCAAAUGGCUCAGAUGCUCACUUCGAAACUCGGCGGACUUCUGAAUAGAAGGGUCUACUACAUGCCGUUCUCGCGGUCCUUGAAGCUGAACACGACCGCAGUCGAUAGCGUCGGCCGGCUCGUUCGCGAGUGCAUGGCGCACCGUGGCGUCUUGCUAGUGCAGCCCGAGCAUAUCCUGUCUUUUCAGCUGAUGGGCCUGGAAUGCUACAACAGUGGCAAGGAGGACAUUGGUCGCUCGCUAAUGCGCACCCAGAAUUUCUUCGACACCUCGUCUCGAGACAUAGUGGACGAAGCCGAUGAAAUCUUCGCUGUCAAAUUCGAACUCAUCUAUACCGUGGGACAUCAGGACCAGAUCACCUUCAGCCCUCAUCGAUGGCUCCUGAUUCAGCAGGUGUUGGACAUCGUCAGGCAGAUUGCCAACGAUAGCGCGCAGCUGUUGGGUUCUGCAGUCGAAGUGACUUCGGGUCCUUGCAGCAGCUUCCCAAGAACACGCCUGCUGAAGCCCGACGCAGAGGAGUUCUUCAUCCGGAGCAUCGCCAAAUAUAUCUGCCAACGUGGUCUGGACGGCUUUCCGAUUGCUCGCCAGUCCGACAAAGUCAGAAACGCCGUCUAUACCUACAUGAUCAAGACAGAUCUCAGCCCGGAGGAGAUAGCGGAAGUCGAGGGGAGUAGCACAGACGGAUUCUGGACUGAUUACACCAAGUCACCGCUGCUUUUGCUUCGCGGGCUUCUGGCUGGAGGUGUGCUUGCCUUCACCCUUAGUCAGAAACGCUGGAGGGUCAAUUACGGACUGGUCCCGGAUCGCAAGCCUCCAACCAAGCUGGCUGUUCCCUACCGGGCCAAAGACAGCCCAACACUACGCUCGGAAUUCAGUCAUCCAGACGUGGUGAUCGUGCUGACUUCCUUGUCUUACUACUACGGAGGACUUCAAGAUGGCGACCUGUUUCUGGCAUUCGAGCAUCUCAUGGACUCUGAUCAGGCCGACAUCGAGUAUGCUGCUUGGACAGCGGGAGUGUCAACCCUGCCAUCAGCGUUCCGUCAGCUUCAAGGCAUCAAUCUGAAGGACCGAUCGCAAUGCAUCAAGGAAGUGUUUCCGCACGUCCGCCACAGCAAAUCUGCUGUCGACUACUUCCUCGCUACUUUCGUCUUUCCCAGGGAGAUGAAGGAAUUCCCACACAAGCUUUCCGCUUCUGGGUGGGAUCUUGGGAAGACCAAGCGACAGAAGACAACAGGUUUCAGCGGUACCAUCGACUCGCGAGAACUUCUUCCACUUGAUGUCAAACACCUCGAUCUCCCGCAACAGAAACAUACCAAUGCUCUGGUCUUGAAUCAUCUCUUGCAAAAGGACAACUCCGUGGUCUUGAUACCGCAGACCGUCUCCUCGACAAUGAGUGACGCUGAGUGCUUGCUCCAGCAAGUCAAGACUCUCGAUCCGCCCUGCCAGGUCAUCCUAGACGUUGGAGCACUGAUUCUGGAACUUACAAAUGAACAAGUCGCCCAGAAGUGGCUGGAGAUGCACUCAAGCAACGGCUAUCAGGCCGCGGUGUUUGUGAGUGAUGAGGACGUGGUCUCAGUCCUUGAUCGAACGGGGUGCGUGGAGCCUCUGCAGACCUCGCCGUUUCUGUACCAGCUCGACGUCUGCUUUGUUUUCCUUGACGAAGCGCACACUCGCGGCAUCGAUCUGAAGCUCCCGGCUCAUUACCGAGCAGCCGUCACUUUGGGUGCCAACCUGACAAAAGACCGACUGGUGCAAGCGUGCAUGCGGAUGAGAAAGCUCGGCCAGGGACAAACAGUCACUUUCCUCGUUCCGGACGAGAUUAAGAAUAAGAUCCAUGCAUGCACUCGAAAGGAGUCUGGAGCCGACAUCCAGUUGCAGGACGUUCUACUGUGGUCGAUACGCGAGACGUUCCUCGAAACCGGACGGGCCAUGCCUUUGUGGGACAUGCAAGGCCAGCGUUUCGCACACCAAGAAGAGCUUUGGAAGGGGGCCCAUUGGCUCGACAUGAUCGCAAUGAUACCUGCGCAGGCCAAGAAAUUUCUGGAGAUUGAAGCGCAGACGUUGGAGCAACGAUACUCACCACAUGCCCCAGCAACAACCCAGAUCUCGUCGCAGAAUUCACCUGCUGUCAAGCGAAUCAAGGAGAUCAAGCAGCGGUGUCUGGAGUUUGAGCAUUUGCAGUUCGGCGCGCGGACUUUGCAAGAAGAGCAAGAGCGAGAGCUCUGUCCCAAGAUGGAGAUCGAAUCGCAAAUCGAGCGGCCGGACCCAGCAGAGGCAGCUCCGCACAUCCUCCACCCGGACGUCAAGAAGUUCGUCAACUGGGGCGUCAUGGAACAUAUGUCGACGGGAUACAUGCCAGCUUUCUACAGCCUCCGUGACACCAUAGCAGCGAACGGAUUCGACGUGAGCCAGCUCUCGGGAGGCGGAUCGUUGCUGGUAACGGCCGACUUCGCCCGCACGAUAAAGUCUUCGGCCAACGCGUACAAGUCGGAUCACUACCAGCGACCUGUGCAAUGGAUCCUGACCAGUCGCCCCGGCGAGAGCGACAUCGUGGCAAGGAUGAUGAUCAUCAGCCCUUGGGAGGCUCAGCAAUUGCUUCCCGACCUUGCAAGCGCUCGCAAUGUGGCUCUCCAUCUGUACCGGCCACGAGUCAAUCUCAGCUACAGAUCCUUCGAUCGCUUGGACUUUUUCACCAUCCCAGAGCAGCAAACAGAUCUCAUCGUACGACCAUCACUAGCCAUGCAGCUCGAUUUGUUCGCCGGACAACUCUACCUAUCAUCCUACGACGACUAUCUGAAGGCCUGCCAAUUCCUCAACCUCGCAUCGAGUCCUCGGAAGGAAGGCGAGAUUGUCAGCGCGGAUGGAUUCAUCGUCAGCGGCCAUUCGGGCAAGCUACGCACGAGCCCUGUCAAGUUUCUACAUGAGUUCAUGUCCAAGAUCCGCAGGAACGGGCAAGGCAUCGGCAAGACGGACAUGGGUGGUAUGCUAGGGGGGAGCAUCCUGGAGAGCAAGCGCUUCGACAGAUAGAGGAUGAGGGGAGCAGAAUGUGACAUGAAUGAGAGAGAGAUUCGACGCGGAUAUGUGACAGGGAGUCACUGCAGAUUGUGAAGAAUGGAAGGAGACAGUUUUCCGCUAGCGAGAUAGUUUGUACUCAAUGCGCUCGUAGC
Molecule: messenger RNA, 9800 nt
Organism: Neohortaea acidophila
Lineage: Eukaryota; Fungi; Ascomycota; Dothideomycetes; Mycosphaerellales; Teratosphaeriaceae
Exons: 4
Coding region: 322-9660 (3112 amino acids)
Source: RefSeq, a predicted model, not a curated record